AUGGCCGCAUUCGGCGCUGGGCCCGUGGAGUCGCAGCGCUGCCCGCUGUGCCCGGAGGGCCCCGGGGGGGCCCGGCGGGGUCCGCCCGGGGGGGCCGGCGGCCAGGCCCCGGCGGAGGAGGCGGCGGCGGCCCCGCUGCGGGUGCUGCCGUGCCUGCACGCCUUCUGCGGGCCCUGCCUGGAGGCGCGGCGGCGGCGCGACGGGCGCCUCGCGUGCCCCACGUGCCGGCGGGACGCGGCCCUGGGCGACGCGGGGGUGCGGGGGCUGCCCUCGGCACACCUGCUGCUCACCUGCCUGCUCGGCGGGGUGGCUGACGGCGGCGGGAGAGGUUCUGGAGCGGGAGCAGGAGGCGGCGGCGUGGAGCUCAAGGGGCUCUUGCUGGACGUGUCCCACGCCGAGAUGGGGGGGGGCGCCGCAGCGGCGGCCGCGGGCGGCGAGGCCGGGGGGCCCCACCACGAGAGGGACGCGGGCCCCCCCCCCGCCCUGUGCGGGGUGUGCGGCCACGGCGUGAAGGGCCCCGCGGGGGCGAGAUGCCUCGUCGAGAGGUUUCAGAGUGGCCUGAGGCUCGGCCCCGCGGGGCCCCCACACGCCCCGGGGUCCCCGCAGGGCCCGCGGGGCUCCCCGCUGGGGCUGCCCUCCUUCCCGUCGCCUCCGCUCGCCGCCUUCCCCGGACUCGGCCCCGGGGCGCAGUGGCCCGGGUACUGCCAGCACCCCGAAGACGAGGCCGGACGCUUGUUCUGCGAGACGUGCGCGCUGUCGCUGUGUCGCGAGUGCGCGCGGGACGGCCACUCGAGUCACGAGGUGAUCUACCUCUCGGUACCUUCACACGACUCGCGAUCGCUCGCACUGCAGCUGCUCACGGACGCGCAGCAGGGCCGGCAAGCGAUACAGCUGGGCCUGGAACGUGCGCAGGCGAUGGUGGAGCAGGUGGAGAUGCGGGCGCAGCAGGUGCGCGCCGAGGUGAAGGCGGUGGUGUCCGUGCACCGCAAGGCCCUUGACGAGCGCGAGUGCGAGCUUCUGCGGAAGGUCGAAAAGAUCCGCCAGGUGAAGACGCAGACGUUGCAGAGGCAACUGGAGGAGCUGCGGCAGAGCCUGGCGCGACUCGACUCCGCCGUGGAGAGCGUACGCGCCGCCCUGGAGGCCGGGGCGGAUGCCGAGGCCCUCGGGGCCGUGCGGGCCCGCGUGGCCGCCCAGCUUCGGGACAUCGUGGGGCUGGGCGCCGCCGGAGCCCCUUCGCCCCCACAGCAGCCGCAAGAGGACGACCGUGUGGUGUUCGUGCCGCCCGACGCGGCGCUCUACGCCGCUAUCCGCACGCUGGGUGCCGUGCAGAGCGGGGCCUGCCCCGAGCUUUCCACCGUGGCUGGGGAGGGCCUCACCAAAGUGGUCAAAGGGCGCCUGGCGUCGUUCACGGUGGUGACGCGUGACCACGGCGGGGAGUUCCGGCGCACGGGCGGGGACCCCGUGUGCGCCGCGGCACUGGGCCCGGACGGGCGCGCGGCGUGGGCCGAGGUACGGGACAAGCAGGAUGGCACCUACGGCGUGAGCUACCGGCCCGCUGCCGACGGCGAGCACACCGUGUCGGUCACCGUGCUGGGCCGGCACGUCGAAGGCAGCCCCUUCCGCGUGCUCGUGCGGCCCGGACGCAGCUACGCCGGCAUCGGCAAACCGGCCAUCGCGUUCGGAGGUGGCGGCACGGGGGACGGUCAGCUGUGCCGUCCGUGGGGGGUGUGCGUGGACAGCGAGGGUCGUGUGAUUGUCGCCGACAGGAGCAAUGACCGCAUCCAGGUGUUCGGUCCCAGCGGAGGUUUCCUCUUCAAGUUCGGCGUCCACGGUUCCCACCCCGGCCAGUUCGACCGCCCGGCGGGCGUGGCCUGGGACCCAGGCCGGGGCGGCCGCAUCGUGGUGUCGGACAAGGACAACCACCGCGUGCAGAUCUUCUCCGGCGAAGGUCGCGUGCUCUCCACGUUCGGCGAGCGCGGCAGCGAGAGCGGUCAGUUCUGCUACCCGUGGGACGUGGCGGUGAGCCCCGGCGACGGCCUCGUCCUCGUGUCCGACACGCGCAACCACCGCGUUCAGCUAUUCUCGCCCGACGGCGCCUUUGUCAACAAGUACGGUUUCGAAGGUGCGCUUUGGAAGCACUUUGACUCGCCGCGCGGCGUCGCCUUCGACGCCGAGGGCCGCCUCCUCGUCACCGACUUCAACAACCACCGGCUGCUGGUGGUGCGGCCCGACUGCCGCUCGGCGCGCUUCCUGGGCGGCUCCGGCUCGGGGCCCGGCCAGUUCCUGCGGCCGCAGGGCGUGGCCGUGGACCCCGAAGGCCGCAUCGCCGUGGCCGACUCGAGAAACCACCGCGUGCAGGUGUUCGAGCCGGACGGCGCCUUCCUGUGCCAGUUCGGAGCGCCGGGCGGCGGGCCCGGUCAGAUGGACCGGCCGUCGGGCGUGGCCGUCACUCCCGAGGGCCUCAUAGUGGUUGUCGACUUCGGGAACAAUCGCGUGGUGGUGUACUAGGCCGGCGGGGUGCCUCGCUCGCAAAGCAAACCCGCAUGGUGGCCGGUGUCUGCCGUGACCGCCUUCACGACACGGUCGGCCUGUCAAUCAAAUUGCACGCGGUACACGGGCGUACGUGGAGCAUGCACGGCAUAGACAUAGGGGGAUUCAUUAGAGACGCAGUUUUACUCUCUCUGCGAAUUCAAGUAAAUUAUGAAUAUUGUGAACAAACGGGGCAGUAAUACUGUUCGCGUUUCCGAAUUCUCUUCACGGACACGGAAUUUUCUCAGAAAACUACGCUUUAUACAUCCUUGAAUUGAAUCCGAUUGACCGUGUUUACGUUUAGCGAAGGGUCACUGAAGUGCCUGCUUGUGUGAGGCUCGGUGGCCUGGUAUCGUAAAAGCACAAGCGGCCGUGCAGUGCCGCCCCAUGGGUUUUGCUUUGCAGCCACAGGCGUCGGCGUCGGGGGUCUAUGCGCGGGGUACACGGUCCGCGCGGCGCGCUCUCUCUCCCUCCUCGCUCGAGGUUUUCGUGUCCCGUCCGUGCGGCAGUCUGAGAAGACGAACUUGGCCCCCGUUACACGCGGGCGUUUAAAGUCGCUUGUGUUAGAAAGCCCAGAGCUGUCCAUUUAUCACUCUCCGUGUUGGCGACACAAAGGCUGCCGUGUUUCAAAUCAGCACUUUGAGGCCACCAAGCGGUGGCGAGCGGACUCGCGGGGAAUGCCGCACCGGGGCGGCCGACCGUUCCGCCCGGACGCCCACGACGUGGUGUCUCGUGGCUAUCGUCGGCGCCCUCGUGACGGCAGCGGCGACGCUACACGACAAACGAGACGCGAGUAGGAUAAACGAGCGAUAGGAGCUCGCUUGCUCGCUCGCUCGGUAAACUGCGACCCCUCCGGGUGGCCACAACACGACUGGCACCACGCCGUUCGUGCAUCCCUGGUGCCCUGUGAUUCCAGGCGAACCUUGGCGAUCGUGUGCACCAGGUGCCAGGGCUGGAUUUCAGCGAUCCGGCGUGUCCGUGUCUGCGAACCGGACAGUAUUCAUUGAGAAAUCAAGCCCUGUCCUGUGUUCACGUGUCCCUGGUGUUCCUUGUGCCCGCGUUUACCCGGCGUCCACGCGAGCCCCGCGCCCACGAGCACCCAGGGUGGUUCUCCGGUGUCCGUGUGUUCAGGCCAACGCCAUUUGCACAGAAAUUUAAUUUUAAAAAAAACCUCUAAAUGUUCACUGAAUGUAUGAUGAAAACCACACACAAGGUCCCUCAGGGAAAGCGUUCUGUCCGAGACAGUAGGAAGGAAUCGUUGGCAUCACAUGCAAGCUACCUCAGCUGACCAAAGAGAGCGUGCGGCGCGCACGCGUGGCAGAGCGACGCACGCACGCCCCCCCCCCCCCCCCGCAUGCACGCGCUGCCAUCGCGGCACACGGCGACACGUCGUUGGCGCCCGGCGCCAGCAGGCCGCUCGUGUCCCCGUGAGCCAUCCGCUAGAGAUCUAUCUACCUCACUUUUCUGUUGCCUCAUCAGCCUGUCAGUGCUUUACGAGCGCUUCACGGUUUACUUUGUCUCAGUGUCUCUGCGUACGGUCACGUACUCGGCUUUUGCGUUUAUCUCAGUCAAGGCUAGCGGGAUCGUGACAGUUACACGACAAGACCGGGCACGACUUGUCUUUUCGUUGUUUUCAAAGUGGGAUUGCUGCGUGUAAAGACACAGAAAGCUCCCUCUUGUAAAACCGAUCUCCUUUUGCAAUAAUAUUUCGCUGUUUACUCUCAAUAAUGAUGCAGCCCAGCUCAGUUAGUCUUUAUGAAACUUGAAUUUCCAUUCCUAGAGCCUUGACGUGUGCACUGGAGCUGCCCGGGGCCACCGCGGCUCCAGGGGCAGGGUGGAGCCAGGGUGGAACCAGGGUGGAGCCAGGGUGGAGCCAGGGUGGAGCCAGGGUGGAGCCAGGGUGAGCCCCGCUCUGAACCCGUCCACUCUGCUCUCACCUCUGCCGGCCGUUUGUCUAUGACGGAUAGCUUUAAUAUGCUCACCCCUAACCUUCCCGCUAGCUUUAGUCUGAAAUAUAUAUUUUUUAUUUCCCAAGGCUGCAUUAUCUUCCAUUUUCUGCCUUGCUGAUUGUGUUCUUUAGUUGCCAAGGGAUGAGACGAGGCUGGGCAGCCCCCGCGGUGGCGAGGGUUGGGUGAGAAUGUACGCGGCGGCGCUGCGCUCGCGUUGGGACCGUUUGAGCUACCUCGCCGCGAGCAGCAGCAACAGCAUGGACAUUGGAGACGACAGUGUCGCUGUAUUUAUCUCUUAUUUAUCUCGCUGUACCUCAAACACUGUCGAUCGCUCGCAGACUACUGACCUUAUUUAUACCCUACACGGACGCGACGCGCGGAAGCCGUGCUGGCUGGCAGGGCUCGGCCGGCAGCGAUGACGGUGGGGGGGGGGGGUAGCGGUGGCGCCACGGGUGGAACUGCUCCGACAGGCCCCGACGUCGUUCACCGUCGGCUUGAAGCCGCCGUCUUGCGCGAGCGCCGCUCGUUCCCACGCCGUGGCGUUAAAACCACUUCGUGCUUAACCGUCGUGUAUGCCAGCAUGGGUCGUACCGACAUGUUUAUAGAGCUACAGGAUUGUACAGUUAGUAGUAGCUAGACUGGCCGAUUGCAGAAACAAUUCGAGUGGAAUGUCCCCUUGGUUUGGCAUUGAUGGUGGAAGUUUUGCAUGAAAAACACUUUGAAUGCAACCGGCCGCUCGUCUUUUGAAAGCUGUUUUGUUUUACCUCAAAGCGCCCGCAGUGCGGCACCGUCUCGCUGAACCCACGUCCCUGGGCUCGUCUCCGUGCCAGCCACGGGGCUGAGCGGCCGCCAUCAAUGAUCUACCUCCGUCGCUCUCCUCCCGCGCCGCCCCGGAGAGCCUCGGGUGCCGCCCGUUCAGAACCGGUCUCUGCCUUAAACUCUCCCCGCCGGCCUCGCCGCUCGCUCGCUCGCCGCUACCCACCCCUCCUCACCCUUGGUCGGCCGCGCAUGUUCGUUGCCGCGUUCCCGGGACACGUUUUACGACUUCCCGUUCGCGGUGGUGUACGGUAACACCGGCCUUGUUCCGCCAUCUCCUUGAAUGUCGACCGCUCGACUCUCUCAACCGUGGAAUCGCCAGCCGUGCAUUAUUUGGCUGUGCCCACGUUGUUGCCGUUUGCGGGCAACUCUCUCUCUCGGUUGGAUCGUAGCGCCGCCGUGAUGGGCGCGCCCCAGCACCCGGCGGGCGGCGUUUACAGUCGAAACGGUUGUUGCGUCUCAGCCCAAUUUCACUUUCGUAGCCGCCCCCGCGGCACAUAUCACUGGCGGAGCGUCCCGCGUCACGCCGCGUGCAGUAUUUAUGGUGGGCAUUCGCGGGGAGGAGCAGGGGGGCCUGAGUGUACCUCCCCCCGCCCCCCCGCUUGUCACGCUCAGGGCAGUCAAACCAGGGUCGGGCGCUAUCGCCCUCGCCCCCGUGUGCCAGCCUCGUCGCCACCCCCCACCCCCCCCAAGCGGCGCCUUUGGCACCGCCACCGAUCCACCUACCUCAUCCGUUCUGCGUCAUCGUCGCCUCAUUCCACCCUCUACCUCACGGUGAACACACGUGGCAAUGCGAGCAGUGAUUGCACAGCGAGGCGAAAUCACGUCCUGUUGUCGUCACCCACUGUGUUGCACCAUAAUCAAUUCGUGUUUUUGUACGCCACAUUCCGCAGGCCCUGGUGUGUACUGCUUGUUCUGUGGGGCCCCGUAGUUCUACCGUGUUCUACAGGAACCCUGUGGCUAUUGCAGGGCCCUCUGUAAUGUGAGCCCCUGUCUGUACUGUGUGUGUGUACUGUGGGCCCCUGCGUGUACUGUGUGUGUACUGUGGGCCCUGUGUGUGUACUGUGGAGUCCUGCAGUCCUGUCCCACGUACUCUCACUGGCCAGCGGCGUUAAUUCUGUCGGUCUCAAUGUCCCCGCUGGAAACUGGAGUGCCGUGACCGGUUUCCUGCGUCGGAGGAAAAGAUGACACUCGCUCUCGUUGAUCUGGUGACCAACGUCACGUCACACAUGUCUCUCCCUCGCGGCCGCUCGUGGCGAAGGCGUGCCGGCGGAUGCCUCAGUUGCGCCCCUGAGUCACGUCACAUCCCCGGUGGGGCGCUCCGACCUUCGGUGACGGUCGUGGGCCCGGCGGCCAUGACCCGAGGUCGCUACCCAGCCGGACCGCGGCGUCCCCGUGACCUCAAACCAAAAGUGCGGCCGGACUCUGUGGCCGUGAGCGCGGACCGUGACAGAGGUUCGACGGCACGCGCGGUGCCGGUGUUUGGAAACCAGCGAAUGGAGCAGCUGCAGCGUCCGUGGCCAGGAGCCGAGUAGAUUUGUCAGCGCUGGCAGCCACUGACCAUGAAGGUCCUGCUCAGAGCUUUACCAAGCGCUCACCAAAAACCUUAGCGAGCGGAGCAUGGCUGGUUUGGCGUUUGGUGCGUCAAGCCUGGUUGGAUCGUGCUGCGCAUGGACAGGGGCUUUGGCUUUGUGCCGCUGCCACCGCCGUGUGGCAAUGGAGACUGGCUGACGUUUGCUCCGAUGGUCGCAGCUUUUGCCGUGUGAGGAGUAAAUUCUUUUCGAUGGCUUAAUUUGUUAUUUGUUAAGUUCGUUUUUAAGCACAAGAAUAAUACAAUAAUGUAACUAUAUAUAUCAACACAGACCUCUUUGGAAAUGUGCUGGUCCAAGACCCACAUGUUUUCUGAUCAACAGAAGUCACAGCGUGCGUUGCUGUUAAAGGCAUUUCUCAAGUCUGUUAAAACAGAAAAGAACCCAAAACGUCUCAGGUAAAGAAACCCGCAAGACUGGGGUCUGCGUGAUUUGCAGAACACGUAAAACGUUUCUCCAAAAAAAUAAUUCUUUGGUUUCUUCCGACAAGUGUUCUGCUCUAAAACCAUUUGGGAUGAUGAAUGUAUUGUGGGUGUACAGCCAGUGAAUUUAUAGGUAGGUGAAGAUAAUUAUCAUAGCCUUGACUGUAAAGGUAGAUUAAUGUGCAGUGAUUUUCAGUCCCCUCGGUUCUAUGUAUCAAGUAGACGUGUAGCAGGUAGGCGUUUAUUUAAUGGGAAUAAUCCGUCCGUAUUACACAAGUCCGUGGUCUCCUUCGUGUCCAGCGCAUGUCUUCGUACGUGGUGUCCUCUUGCGAGACGCGCAGCUCCCCGCGAGAGAGGGGCCGUGACGCAGGCCCUGUGAGACGAACCUCGCGAGCAUUGUAAAUGCUGUCGUGAUCGUUUUCCGUCAGUAAACUCGCGGCUCCGAGUCUCCCACGCCGCCAGAUCGUUACACGGUACCUGGGGCCCGGCGGUUCGCGUUGGCGGCAGUGGAGCCGGCGCCGUGGAGUUGGCCGCGGCACCGGUGCUUGCGGCGCGAUCGCCAGCGCGGCUUGGUGGAGCGGAACCCCGUGGUGAUUGUAGCGACCGCAGUGAGCCGGGGGGCUGGGAACUCGGUUAUUUCACUCGUAAGACUUGUAACGCGUGUUGGAAUAGAAAUAACAAAGAACUAAAGCGAUGAGAUUUACAAUGAAACUAAUCAUAAAAUAUGGCUUUAAAAUGCGACAGUGUCUGAAAAAUUUAGCUCUAAACUUUUAAAUAAAAAGGGUACGUUAACGUGAAUCCACGGUAAACGUAUUAUGAGCAGCCUUACAAAUAUAAACGCAGUACAGGGGGGAGCAGUGGUCAUGGGGAGAUCCACGUGGAACCACGGGCGGUGAGCCUCGCGACAAGCCGCUGGUGCAGCUCCUGCA
This is a messenger RNA of Lethenteron reissneri (Far Eastern brook lamprey), 8234 nucleotides long. It is a transcript of the gene TRIM71, whose product is annotated as tripartite motif containing 71. The record is from RefSeq and is a predicted model, not a curated record. Gene Ontology annotation, biological process: protein polyubiquitination; proteasome-mediated ubiquitin-dependent protein catabolic process. NCBI's taxonomy places the organism in Eukaryota, Metazoa, Chordata, Hyperoartia, Petromyzontiformes, Petromyzontidae. Gene Ontology annotation, molecular function: protein binding; ubiquitin protein ligase activity; zinc ion binding.